UGGGCAAGCAACGUAAACAGAAAUGGUACCGUAUAUCUGUCUUUAAACUAUGGGCACCUUCGAUAGAUAACUAGCAGAAAUAGUUUGGUGCUUCUGUUUUUCAUCACUGGUUAUUUGGACAAAUCACGAAUUCGCAGCUGUUCGCGUCACUCAAAUUUCGGAAGCGGAGGGGACAUUCGGUCCAUGGACUGGCCCGUAACUUUGAAACGGAGAGGGUGGAGCUCAAACGUAAUACUUGUUACUGCAUUCAUUUUGUUACGCACUUCUACAAUGUAUCAACAAUAGGCUACAUUAUGCAUCGCGAUUCUUGACGUAGGCGCUUCAUCAUGUGACCUGAUUUACCGAUAUGCUACUAAAGUUCUGUAGUUCUCAUGGACUUCUCGUGAAUUUAGUCUAAUGUAGUAGGCAUUAAACAGUAAACGGUUUUUAAAUCAAAAUUCUUAAAUCAACAAUCAUAAGACGCAACAUGGCUUUUGCCAUUCCUAUGGUUAUAGUUACACUGUUUUGGGGAUUUGUUGGAGGGGUGGUACCAUGGUUUAUUCCGAAGGGACCAAACAGAGGGGUCGUCAUUACCAUGCUAGUAUUGACUGCAGUUUGCUGUUACUUGUUCUGGUUGAUAGCCAUUCUCUCCCAGCUGAAUCCACUGUUUGGACCUGCUUUGAGUAAUGACACUAUUUGGUAUCUGCAAUUCCACUGGCGCUGACUCUGCCCUCAAUGACUGUGAAAGGCCCAGGAGGACCAAGGACAAAGGCAUCAUAAACCUGUCCAUUUAGCUUUUUUAACUUUAUAUCUGACUCUUGGUUUACCUAAGAUAAUGGUAAUAAAUAUACUGAAAUAGCUUGCAAGAUGGAAUUCAUGAUAGCCUGUAAAACGGUCACCAACAUCUAGGGAAGCUAUAUCUAUGUAGGAAUUUGAAAAUGAGGGGGCAAGUGGUUGAGAUACACAAAGCACAUUGAGUGAAAGUGAUUGUUUUAUUUCUUACUGCUGAGUAAUAGCCUCUUCUAUUGAUAGGGGGGGGGGCUGGCGGAUCUAAGUCCUCCAGACUUUCCCACAAGGCCCUGAGCUCAGACCCUCCCACCAAUGGAAUCCUUGGCUUUGUUUAUAUGUAUUUUAUUAACCACACAGUUACUAAGUGUUUUAGGUUAAAUGCGAAUGUAUGACAUAGGAUCUUCAGCGAUGAUCGGAUUCACAUUACCUUGCUCAUCCUAUCAGCUUUAAGUGUUUCUCAAAACUUAUGUUGUGUUUAUUUAUCUCACCCAACUUGUCUGUUACAAUUAAUAUUUGAAGGUGCCUCAAAAUCCACUUUGUGAUUUUGUACUGUAUGUACAUUUUUGGGGACACAAUGUGCCCAAGAAUUUCCUGUACAGGCAGUAAUGUUGACUAAAUGAGUUAACCUAGGCUGUAUGUUCCAUGUUUAUCUUGCCCUGGACAAUUUUUUCCAACAUAGUAACAAUGUCAAAUCACAAUACAUAACAAAUAGCAUUCUGGCAGAUCUAAUCAAAGAUGGUAUUUGUAAACCCUAAUGACUUAAGUUUCAUGCUUGCACCAAGCAAGUGUAACCUAGAGCCUUUGGAGAUACAGUGGGACAAAAAAGUAUUUAGUCAGCCACCAAUUGUGCAAGUUCUCCCACUUAAAAAGAUG
Messenger RNA from Oncorhynchus mykiss (rainbow trout), 1641 nucleotides. Its product is annotated as V-type proton ATPase subunit e 1. Gene Ontology annotation, molecular function: proton-transporting ATPase activity, rotational mechanism. The record is from RefSeq and is a predicted model, not a curated record. Lineage: Eukaryota; Metazoa; Chordata; Actinopteri; Salmoniformes; Salmonidae. Gene Ontology annotation, cellular component: proton-transporting V-type ATPase, V0 domain. Gene Ontology annotation, biological process: proton transmembrane transport.